AUGAAGACCAGAAGAAGUUAAGCUUCGGGCUUUAAAGCAUCUGGAAAACAAGAGGAAGAGUCAAAAUCAAUUAAGAAAGUCUAAUCCAACAAAAAAAGGACAUUUUCUGAAUUGAAAAAAGAGUAGCCUGAUGAAUCAGCUUCAUAUCAUUCUUAGAGACCAUCGAAACAUCCAUAAGAAUAGGGCAAGUCCUAAUCAAGAACAAAUAAGAGAAUUAAAAGGAAUACUGAAGAUGAAGAAAAGGUGAUAUAAAAUGUAUUGAAUGAUAAAAAAACUAAACAAGAAAAUUCUCAACCUUAAAUCUAAAAAGUAAAGAAUUCUCCAUCUAAAUCUCACAGACAGAGCACCAAAACUCCAGUCAAUAAAUCAAGUUAAAAACAAUAAAAUUCAAAGAAAGCCAACAAAAAUAGUCACAAAAGAAAUAGAAUUAAUGUAACAAAGAGUGGAAAUAAGAAGAAGGAAAACUUUGAUAGCGAUUAAGAUUUCAAUUCAUCAAGUGAGAAUGAUGAUGAGAGUGAUGAAGAGUCUGAGUUUUAAGUCUCUAAAGAUGAUAAGAGUAUCUCAGAGUAAUCAGAAGCAAGCAUUAUUUCAUUAGAUAAUGAAGAGUCGUUUGAAUCAGAUGCUGAUAGCUUUUCAGAUAAGAGAGGGAGAAGGAGACCAAGCAAAUCUUAAUCAACCAGAAACAAGCCCAGAAAUGCAAGAGCUAAAUAGAAGAAUACCAAUUCUAGAAUGUCAAAAAUCAAUAUUAAAAAUUAGGAAGAUGAAGAUAAAAAGGAAAGUGACAUAAAAAUUAACAUAAAAAAUGAAAACUCUUAAGAGAUAGAAGAAGAAAAGUAAAGCUUGUCUAAUCCUUAGAGAAAUAUGUACGAUCUUGUAGAUUAGGUAGGAGGGGGUCCUUGGUUUACUCAAAAAGAGUAUGUCAGAGAUAAUGAAGGCAGAAGGCCUGAUGAUCCAAAUUAUGAUCCUUCAACCUUGUUCGUUCCUGAGUGGGGUGAAUGGUUUAUCCUAUAUUAUCAGGAUUCACUAGUUUGUUCUAAGAUACUAGAUCUUUGCAUUCCACCAAGGUAGCUUCAGAAAAUGAUAGGAUUCCAUUAAAGUCAUCUAAAGGAAAAUAUAGAAAAACUUGUAUAGCAUGGUUUAAAAGUAGCAAUAGCAGAAUAAACUGAGACUAGUAAACAAAUGACAAAAAGAAUAUCGAAUGCAGGAGAUUCUGCUGAAAAUGAUCUCAAAGUUGUCAGAAGAGAAGUUGCUUAGAUUUACAGUAAAGGUACCUUUUACAAAAUUGAAGGAGGAAUUGAUUAUGAUACGAAAUAUGUACUAUCUUAUUAUUAGGACUAGAAAAACAGAUUUGGAUUUUGUUAUUUUGAUGUAUCUACCCUUAAAUUCUACAUUGGUUCAUUCGAAGAUGACUUUACACUUAAGACUUUUAGAACUUUAUGCCUUUAAAUCAGGCCAACUGAAACAAUCAUUCCUUCAAAUAUGAAAGAUAAGAAUGAGAGUAUAAUGAUUCUCAAAAACUCACCAGCUCCACCAUCAUUUUCCUAUAUUAGUAUGAAAGAUCUUCAUGAGGAUGACAAAAUUAUAGAGAAGUUAAGUAAAUACUUUGGGGAGGAUUAAGAAACAUGGCCAGUCAUUGUUAAAAAUCUGAUAUAAGGCCAAGGAGAAAUGAAUCAUCUAGCUGUAACUGCUUUUGGUUUAAGUAUUGUUUACCUUGAGUAAUUGCUUCAGGCCGAGACAAUUAUUCCAGUUGCAGAUUAUUAUACUUAAGAUGAACAUUAAUAAGAGAUUUUAAAGUCUGGUAAUAUGGUUAUUGAUGCCUAAGCUAUAGAGCAUUUAGAGCUACUUGAAGUUCCAGGUAGAACUAGUAAUCAUAAUGAGGGAUCAUUCUUUAACUUUUUGGCUAAGGGUUGUGCUACCUCAUUUGGAAAGAGACUUCUAAAGAGAUGGGUAGUUGGACCUUUAAAAGAUGCUGAUAAGAUUAAUUAAAGAUUAGAUGCUGUCACCGAUUUGGUAAGAGAGUAAGUUGUUAGAGACAGACUAUAGGCUAAAUUGAAAAAAAUUCCAGAUGUGGAGAGACUAUUGAGUAGAAUUUACACUUAUUCAGCCAAGCAAACAGUUAAAGCUAUCUAUAUUGAUAACCAAGUCCUAACUAGGCUUGAUGAGUUCUACAGCUUGAUUGAAAUUUUAUCACAAUUAAAAGAGAUCAUAUCAGAUAUAUUCGAUAAAGAUGUGGUAAAAUGCCUCAAAUCGUAAAGAUUGAGGGCUUUAGCAAUAUCAUCAUAAGAUGAAAAAAAUGAAGAGGAAGAAGAGGCUAUAUUCCCAGAUUUUGAGCCAAUUUUGAAUGAGUUUUAGGAUAUGAUACAGUGGAAAUCAAUUGGUAAGAAAAAGAUUCCAGAACCUGUUUCAGGCUUGGAUGAAAAUUUUGACAAAGCAAAUAAUAGGGUUGAAAAAGUAAAAGGUAAAAUUGACGAUUAUAUUCAGAUUCCUAGAAAGGAUCUUAAAAGCCAAAACAUUAACUACACCAUGGGAUCAUCAAGAUUUAGAUACGAGAUAGAUGUUCCAGAAGAAAUUGUGAAAAAGGUUCCUGAUCAUUAUAUCAAUACUUCAAAUGCAAAGGGAAAAAGAAGAUAUUAAACAGACGAGUUGAGAUAGCUGAUUGAAUAGCUUGAAGAAGCUGAAGAGCAAUUUAAGGAUGCCUUAGUGCCUUUUUUAAGAGACAUGUUCAAGAAAUUUUAUAAUUACCGAUCUAUCUUUACAAGGGUAGUUUAAUGCAUAGCUGAGUUAGAUUGUCUUUGUGCUCUAGCUAUAAUCAGUUCAUUUGAGGAUUAUGGACCUAUGUGUAGACCUGAAAUUAUUGAGGAUAAUGAUGGAGAACCAUAUAUUGAACUAAUUGAUAUGAGACAUCCUUGUGUUUAGGAGUAAAUGGCUAAAAGUGCUUUGUUUAGCUAUAAUUAACCCAAAAAGUUUGUUCCUAAUGACUGUGUGAUGGGAAAUCUUAAAGCAAUGAAUAACAAAAAUCCAAAUAUCAUCCUUAUUACUGGUCCAAACAUGGGUGGCUGCUAUGUUCCUGCAUUAUCAUGUAAGAUGACCAUAGUUGACAGAGUUUUCACAAGGAUUGGUGCAAGUGAUAGAAUACUUGAGAAUAAGAGUACAUUCUUUGUUGAGUUAGAGGAAACUAAAACUAUUGUUGAAUAGGCUACUAAAAAUUCAUUAGUUAUUAUGGAUGAACUAGGCAGAGGAACUUCAACUUUUGAUGGAUAUUCUAUUGCACAUUCAGUUUUGUCUUUUCUAGCAAAUAAGGUAAAGUGCAGGACAUUAUUCACAACUCACUAUCAUAUGCUCGUUGACGAUUUCGUACACAUAUAAGAUAAAGUUGGCCUUUAUCAUAUGAAAUGUGACUACAAAUAGAAUGAGCAAAAGGUAUCAUUUUUAUAUAAGUUUGUACCAGGAGUAGCUCCAUAAAGUUUUGGUAUAUAUGUGGCUAAGCUAGCAGGUAUAAAUGACAAAGUAUUAGAAGUUGCGAAAGUAAAAUCAGAUUAAUUCAACACAAAAAUCGAUCAAUUAACAAAAAAAGUUAGAGAGAUUAGAUAAUAAUGA
Messenger RNA from Stylonychia lemnae, 3597 nucleotides. The record is from the annotation of a GenBank genome assembly. NCBI's taxonomy places the organism in Eukaryota, Ciliophora, Spirotrichea, Sporadotrichida, Oxytrichidae.